This is a messenger RNA of Pomacea canaliculata, 7168 nucleotides long. RefSeq names its product serine/threonine-protein phosphatase 6 regulatory ankyrin repeat subunit A-like. The transcript is spliced from 29 exons. Gene Ontology annotation, molecular function: calcium channel activity; protein binding. Gene Ontology annotation, cellular component: glycosylphosphatidylinositol-N-acetylglucosaminyltransferase (GPI-GnT) complex; membrane. The record is from RefSeq and is a predicted model, not a curated record. Bases 275 to 5293 code for a protein of 1672 amino acids. Lineage: Eukaryota; Metazoa; Mollusca; Gastropoda; Architaenioglossa; Ampullariidae. Gene Ontology annotation, biological process: calcium ion transmembrane transport; GPI anchor biosynthetic process.
ACAAAAAAUAUUACCCAAUGGUAAUGAAUCACAGUAAAUGAAUUCAGUGGCGAAAGAUUGCAAUCCAAAAUUCGUAUUCAGAAAUGUUUGCCAGGGUUAUACAGGGUGUAACCUCUCACCACCUUCCAUAAUGUUUCGUUCCGACUUCAAAGCAGACUGUGACCCGAAAAACUGCAGAACAUUCUGGAACUGGGUUGAGAAUAUUUGAAUUCUUUCUUCGUUCCGUGCCUGAAAUUCUCGGAGAAACGAACCAACGGAUCCGGUGAAAAUAAAGAUGGAAAAAGAUAGCGGAGGGACGAAAGGAGGGAAAGCCUCCGGUCGAGAGGUCAGUGGAGGGGUCAGCAGUGGUUCCAGUGGGAUUAGUAGUGCUGGACUGUCCGACACAUCGUCAGAAACAAGUGAACAGAAGCGUCAGAACAACCAGCCACCAGCAACAAUUCUGUUGUCCCUGUGUGAGAAGGGAGAGUGGAUCCUCCUGGAGAACCGCUUGCGAGUGACAGAGAAGGGCGACCCGACACUAACCGUCAGCGACGAGAAUGGGGUGACACCACUGAUGGCGGCAGUGAAAGAAAACAAAAAUGUUGUCGUUGAACGGUUGUUGGAACUGGGCGCCCACGUCAAUGACAAGGCGAAGGACGGCCGCACGGCGCUGCACUAUGCCGCCAGUUUCGCCAGGGAUGAUGUCAUCAAGCUGUUGCUGUCCAAGAGAGCCGAGCCCAUGACACCAGCCGGGCGAUUGGGCCAACUUCCGCUUCACAUGGCCUGCGUCAGAUCCGGUGUAGGGCCCUCGACGAUCCAGCUGCUGCUGCGGGCCUCUACCAAGGAGGCGCGGCUCGCCAGAGACAAGGACGGAUCCAUCCCAUUAUUUCUGGCGAUAGAGGCUGGAAAUGGAGGAGUCUGCAAGGAACUCCUGUCACAGAUGGCCGACAAGCAGCUCAGAGCCCGGCGUCUGGGUUCUGGAGACACAGCGCUGCACAUCGCGUGCCGCAAGCACGACCUGGAGGUGGUCAAGCUGCUGCUGGAGGCUGGCGCCCCCAUCGAUGCGCAGAAUGACGAGGGUCAAACUGCGCUGCACAUCGCCACGUGGGAGGGCGACGAGAACAUGGUCAAGCACCUGGUCACCAUGAAAGCCAACCCCACCGUCAAGGAUAAGUUCGACAAAGAUCCGCUGCAGAUCGCGACCGAGAGAGGCAACACCCAGAUCGUCGACCUCAUGAUCGACAAGUUCAAGGCUCCCAUAGCCACCCGGACGAAGGACGGCAGCACCCUCAUGCACCUCGCCUCCGCCUACGGCCACCCGGAGACAGCUCUGGCCAUCCUGAAGAAAGGUGCACCGCUCUUGAUGCCCAACAAGGAGGGAGAGUUAUGCCUGCACGCGGCAGCCAGCAAGGGCCACGGGUCGGUGAUCAAGGCGAUGCUGGAGAAGGGCACGUCUGUGGACGCCACCACAAAGAACGGUUACACCGCCCUACACCUGGCAGUGCUACAUUGCAAACCUCAGGCCGUGCAGACUCUCCUGGGAUACGGCGCCAACGUGGAGCUGAAAGGAGGACUGGACGGGGAAUCCCCUCUGCACAUCGCAGCAAGGGUGAAGGAGGGAGAGAAGUGUGCGGAGACCCUACUCAAGAGCGGGGCCAACGUCAACGCCAAGAAAGAGGAUGGCGAGACCCCCCUGCACGUGGCCGCCCGUUUCGGUCAGUUGAACAUGGUUCCAGCUCUGCUGGAGGAGGGUGCUGACCCCACACAGGUGUCCAAGAACGGAGAGACUCCCAUCCACAUCGCAGCGAGACAUUGUCAACAUGAUGUGUUGGUCAAGACGCUGAUGUUCGUCUGCAAGCAAAGGACCCGGAUUGAUGCUGUCAUGCUGGUCAACCAGGCCAACUACGAAGGGGAAACCCCGGUGCACCUGGCGGCCGAGCUGACGGAGGAGUCGGCACAUGGCGAGUUCGAGGACACGGACCUGGUGAACUGUCUGCUGGACUUUGAUGGCGACCUCAACAUUCAGACCCGUCUGACGUGCGAGACGCCACUGCACUACUGCGCACGCGCAGGCAACGCCAACGUGAUGCUGGAGCUGAUGAGGCACCUCAAGCAGAAGAACCUUCAGGGCGCCAUCAACAGGCAGGCCAAGAACGGACAGUCUCCGCUGCUGGUAGCCAGUGAACAGGGGCAUGUGGACAUUGUCAAAAUCCUGCUACAGAACCACGCCCGGGUGGAUGUCUUUGAUGAGCACGGCAAGGCGGCGCUGCACCUGGCGUGUGAGAAUGGACAUCAGCAGGUGGCGGACGUCCUGCUCUGGCACAAGGCCUUCGUCAACGCCAAGUCCAAGCUCGGCUUCUCUCCGCUCCACCUGGCGGCGGCCACGGGCUACAACAACCUGGUGAAGCUGCUGCUGGAGACGCACGGCGCUGCCAUCGACGCCUGCUCGCUGGCAAAGAAAACGCCCCUACAUAUGGCUGCACAGGCGGGUGAGAUGGAAGUGUGCAGUACACUCAUCAAGUUAAAAGCUGACACCAACGCCACAGACGAGCGAGGGCAGACGCCGUUGCACCUGGCUGCGGAGAACGACCACUCUGAUGUCGUCAAGCUGUUCCUCAAGCAUCGCCCGGAGCUGGUGACCAUGGCCAACACCAACGGGAUGACGUGCGCGCACAUCGCCGCCUCCAAGGGCAGCGUGGCCGUCAUCAAGGAACUGAUGCGCUUCAGUAAGGUCAUCGUCACCACGGCCAAGAACAAGACCAAAGACUCGUCAGCCCUACACCUGGCCGUGGAGGGGGGACACAAGGAGGUUGUGGAUGUGCUGCUGGCGGCAGGGGCUUCCCCCAUGGAGGAGGAUGCUGAUGGCAUGACAGCAAUACAUCUGGCAGCCAAGUACGGCCAUCUGUCCAUCCUGGACGCCCUGAAGGCACACAUCAACUGGCGGUGUACCAGUCAGAAGACUGGACUGACGGCGCUUCACGUAGCAGCGCUCUACGGUCAGACGGAGUUUGUGCGUGAGAUGCUCACCCAGGUACCCGCCAUUCUCAGGAGCGAGGCACCCGGGUCGACACAGAAAGCUUUGUCAGAGAUUGCACAGGAGUCUGGCUUGACCCCUUUGCAUCUGGCGGCGCAGGCUGGUCAGGAAGGUGUGGUGCGGUUGCUGCUUAACUGUCCCGGGGUCCAGGUGGACGCCCCGUCCAACAUGUUGGGUCUCAUACCUAUACACCUGGCGAGUCAGAACGGCCAUAGCACAGUGGUCAGUCUCCUGCUGUCCAAGUCCACCUUCCAGCUGCAGACAAAGGACAAAAGAGGGCGCACGGCGCUGCACAUGGCGGCAUCCAACGGCCACCUGGACAUGGUGGCCCUCCUGUUGGGCCAGGGUGCUGACAUCAACGCCAGCGACAAGAAUGGCUGGACCGCGCUGCACUUCUCCGCCAAAGCCGGGUACCUGACGGUGGUGAAGCUGCUGAUUGAAUCCGGGGCUAACCCCAGCCUGGGUACCAAGGACGGCAAAGUGGCCGUGACCUUUGCUGCGGCCGCGAACCACUCGGAUGUGCUGAGCUUCCUGAUGAAGAAAGACCACAGCACUCAGUCACUCAUGGACGACAAGAAGUUCGUGUUCGACCUGAUGCAGUGCGGCAAGCUCAACAAAAACCGGUGUUUACAAGAGUUCAUCUUGCUGUCGCCGGCGCCACCUGACACGGCGGCCAAGAUGUCCUGCUCCCUCCGCCUGCUGUCGGUGAAGGAGAAGGAGAGAAUGAAGGACCUGAUGGCCGCCGCUGACUUCUGUGAGGUGCUGGCCACGGAACUGACGGCCAUUGCUGCCAGCGCCAGCUCCGCCCAACAGCUGCUCAAAGCCGUGGACUGUCAGGGCGUGCAGUUCCUCGAUGUCCUGAUCGAGAACGAGCAGAAGGAGGUGGUGGCCCACCCGUCGGUGCAAAAGUACCUGUCGGAUGUCUGGAUCGGCAGUCUCAACUGGUCGACAUGGAAGAUCCUGCUUUUGUUCUUGUUCAUGCUGGUGUGCCCUCUGGCCUGGAUCGUCUUCUCGCUGCCUACCAACAACCGUCUGAACAAGGUGCCCAUCAUCAAGUUCAUGACCUAUCUGGUCUCGCAUUUAUAUCUCAUGAUUCUGUACUGCACUGCCGUGGUGAUGCCAUUGUACCCGAUCUACGAGUCGGGCAGCCUGAUCCCUCACUGGAACGAGUGGCUGUUGCUGGCCUGGAUCUCCGGCCUGCUGGUCUCGGAACUCACCAACCCGGGCGACCGCGCAGGGCUGGGCUGGAUCCAGUCCCUCAACCUAGUCAUUUCCGCCGUGGGGGUCACUUGCCACGUGAUCGCCUUUGCCUACAUGGACACGAAUGACAAGUAUACGCUUUUAUACAUCCGCAACAACUUCUUCGCGCUCAUUCUGCUCUUCAGCUUCGUGCAGCUCCUCGACUUCCUGUCCUUCCACCACCUCUUUGGGCCGUGGGCCAUCAUCAUCCGGGACCUUAUGAAGGACCUCGUCCGUUUUCUCGUCAUCCUGCUCAUAUUCAUGUUGGGCUUCACUCUGCAACUGUCGGCUUUGUACCAGCCCGUGUAUCCGGAAGGAGACUCCAGCGUGGGAACCGAUGAUGUCAGCACCACCAUCUCCGUUCAGACGCCGGUGACGAUCUUCGAGUUCCUCUUCUUCUCGCUGUUCGGUCUGGUGGACCCGUCGGCCAUACCCCCCAUCUACCGCAGUCCCGUGUGGGUGAUGGACCUGGUCAAGAUCGUCUUUGGCACCUACAUGAUGGUCACGCUCGUCGUCCUCAUCAACCUCCUCAUCGCUAUGAUGUCGGACACGUACCAGCGCAUUCAGACCCAAUCCGACAUCGAGUGGAAGUUCGGUCGAGCCAAGCUGAUCCGCAAUAUGAACAAAACCUCGGGGACGCCCACACCUCUGAACCUGUUCACCAAGGCGUAUUUCUACAUCCGGCUUGUCGCCAAGUACAAGGGCAAGGUCCUCAGUACACAAGUACAGAAAUACAUUCGUGAGGAGGAAGAGGACCUGGCAGUGUUCCAAGAUGCCCGGCACCUGGACUUGGGUCAGUCAGCUGCCAGCUGGUUGCGCAGCUUCAUGCGCCGCAAUACUACCCAGGUGGCACCCGAAGUGGGCUUCAUAUCCAACCUGAGUCGCGUGCCCCAGCGCGUGGAGGACGUGGUGGACUGGGAGAUGGUGGUGUACAAGUACCUGGUGGCGCAAGGCAAGGAGGAGGAGUGGCAGGCCCUCAGUGGUCACCGCACGAAGACUGGGGAACCCGACGCCGACUACUCCUCCAGGGACGACCGUUGAGGGUGUGUCUGGUGAAAAAUAAAGGACAAGCUUCGAGGAUGUCAGUAAUCUUGAUGGAUAAGGAUAAGGAUAUCUACGAGGAUGAAAGAUAAAGUAUGAUCUUCGAGGGUAUCGACGAUAGAGAAAGAUAACCGACAGUCUGGGGAUGUUGACGAUGCUUCCCUUCCUGUUUUUGUAUCGUGAUAGUUUCCAGCACUGGACAGGUGAGAAUGUUUACACUUGAAUGUGUUUGUGCCGUGUCCACUAGGCAUGGACAAGGUUCACUGUGGCGACAAUCAGAACUUGUUCAGACAAGACUCCCCAACCUCAGGCGCCAACUGUAUCACAAAUGGAACGGGUUUCCCUCGGAGUUGGCCAUGUCUACAGAGGAAAUGGUCCUUUGAGUAGGAGUUUCAAAAGUUUGAAGUGACUUGCUUUUAUCAAAUAUUUUCUUGUUUUGAGAAAACUCUGGUUUCAUUUGCAUAUCGCGAAAAGGAGUGUAUAAAUCUGAGAAUAAUUUCAAAGUGUAGUCAAAAGCCAAAGAACCAACUAACAAACAAAAUGGGGGUAAAGGUGACAUUUAUACUUGUUUUAAACAAGAACUCGUGCAAGAACGUGGACCUAUAAUAAUUAAUUUUUAUUUGUACUUCAUGACUGCAGGCUUGUGAAUAUCACGACCAAAAAAAUGCGACGAAUUCUUGGUUAGGACAAUAGUUACAGACGAGACGGUCGCAGGCUCCGCACCAACAGCUCCGUGUCACCUGUGCUUGAGGACAUCUUUGGUCCGUUGGUUUGAAAGAAAAGUGCUUCCACCUGGCGACGACUUGGUGAGAGCAGGGUAGGGGGAGGGUGAGAUGGAGAAUGACUGGUUGAUGAAAGGUUCAGGUAGAAGGUAAUCGAACUUUGUGGAACGGCCGUUUCGAUAAUGAAAUGGAGGUUACAGACCGUCACGUGAUCAUUUUAACAAUUACUGCUUCCUGAUGCAAAGCUCACGCCACUGGCAUCCACCCAACACACAAGCCUACGCACCCCGAACCUCACCCCGAACACACACAUGAGCUUGUUACACAUGGAUGCACACGCACGCACGUCCGCUCAACCCACAGGCAACCUUUGACCUACGUCAUCGAAUAGCACAGGGGUCAUAAGGCCUCCUGCAUUUUCUCACUGCAUGGUCCACUAUUUUUAUGUGGCUCACUUCUAAUGACGCCUGUACCUUGUACCCCAGAAACGAAUUUAAAUGAUAGGCUCCUCACGUGACACGUGACUUAACCUGGAACGUUGAACGUAGAACAUUCUAAGCACAAAGCCCUUUAUCACUAAUUUUUCUUCGUCUCGUCAGCGUGCGUGCGCUUGUGUGUAUGUAUAUGCAUUUAUGCCUGUCUGUUUGUGUGUGUGUAGACGAAGGAAGCCUGUUGUGUGCAAUCAGCAGUCGACAAUGUGAUAUGGAUACGGGUCAAUGAAAAUAACCGGUGUCGUAUUUCAUCUGAGGUCGUUUGAGUUGAAUAACACUUCAAGCUUCGUUAACCUUUUCUGCUUCCCAGCACUUGCCUCAAAUCGUUUAGAAGCAUAACUGUGAUUGGAAGUGAUGAACAAGCUGACAGGGACGGUGAGCUGUGCUCACUUCUCCUACAAAGCUAAACACUCCUUCGUAUGACAGUCCUCGCGCAAAGAAUGAAGAGUUCUGCCUUAUUAUGAUUAUUAUUUCGUGAAUAUAAACUUGUGGAAAAAGAAUGAAAAAAUUUACGGGUCUGAUCUUAUGUUUGUGAGUGUGUGUCAUUCUUUGCUUGCACGUGUGAUCUAAGUCAGUGGCUUCCGGUUUAGUCACACUCUUUGUUUAGGCUCGCCGAGACUAACAGCGGAGAACUUCGCGAGAGGCUAAGCGUUGGUCUCGGC